AUGCACAGGCUGAUAGUGCUGCUACUGCUGCUGGCACUGCAAAUAGCGCGCCAACGUGCGGCCGGAAAUGUUCUAUUCCGACAAUUUCUCAUUACAGCGGUGGAACGUAACUGCAUCGUGCCGCUGAAACCGGACUGGUCCUACUCAUCACCGCUGAUAUUCACACAGAACGGUGUACUGAUCUCACCCGAAAGCGACAGCCAGCUCAUGGAGAUUACACUGGCCACCGGUGAUGAGGUGGUGCUCUCCUGCUCACCCAACUAUUUCCGUGAAUUUUCCUCCGAAAAGGUAUUGUGGGCCCGCUGUAAGAAGGAUACAACGUUCGUGGUUAACGGUAUGGAUAAGAACUUCGUGUCGGCAUUGGCAUGCAAGGAGCGUCCGAUUGAGGAGAUCAUUGUGGCGGUCCGUGGAUGUCCGGCAACGUUGCGCUCGAUCGAGUACGGCUUCACCAAUCCGGUCACUAACAAAUCCUACAUCCUUGGCGAGGCGUGCUACGACGUAAAGCUCGGCCGCACUCAUUUCAUCCACACCAAAGUAAAGUCCGGCACCAACAGCAUCGAGCAGCUGGCGCUCAAAGUGAAGGACAACGCGACUUACUUCCACGGCUAUCAUCCGACGCAACGGUACAAGGUUGACCUCAGCAAAGCGCUCAACAUCAACGAUCAGGCGGAACGUUUCCGGCCCGUGUUUGGUGUGAAGAAUGCACCCAAGAUCGAAUCCCGCCGGUACAUCAACGAGGCGCUGCUCACCCACCGACAGUAUCUUUCAGUAUUAAAGAUGGCCUGGAACUACCAGAUCGUUAAGGAUCGCGAGCUGCUGCUGAACCUCGACCGGUUGCUGCAGGACAUCCGCGCGCUCGAGGUGUCCGAGGUGGAGAUAUACACCGGGGCGCACGGCGUCAUGACGCUGCAGGACAAACACAACCAGAGCGCGGAGGUGUACCUGGUGCGGGAGAAUCGCUUCCCGGUGCCGAGGCUACACUGGACGGUGGUGCGCUCGCUGGAGCGUGCCGUCGCGUUUGCCGUCUUUGGCAAAUCGCCACAGACCGAGCAGGAGCAGGACAGGCGAAGCUUCUGUACGGACCUGUGCGAGCAGAUCUCAUGGCUGAAGAAGCUCCACGAAAACGAUGCGUGGCAGGAUGGUCGGGCCGGGUACGUACUUUGCUGCGAGCUGGAAGAUUUCCGCCGCACGGUGAAGGAGAUGCCACCGAUCAGUGGCGUCAAGGCGGUGCUCGUUUAA
Molecule: messenger RNA, 1239 nt
Organism: Anopheles marshallii
Lineage: Eukaryota; Metazoa; Arthropoda; Insecta; Diptera; Culicidae
Exons: 3
Coding region: 1-1239 (412 amino acids)
Source: RefSeq, a predicted model, not a curated record